Linnemannia hyalina is the source of this 924-nucleotide messenger RNA. The record is from the annotation of a GenBank genome assembly. NCBI's taxonomy places the organism in Eukaryota, Fungi, Mortierellomycota, Mortierellomycetes, Mortierellales, Mortierellaceae.
AUGAUUCAGGAACAACCCCCACAGGACCCAGUAGCAGUAGCAGCAGCAGGAGCAGAGGAACAACAGCAGGACCUGUCAAGUAUUGAGGUCCGCAAGGUCAAACUCCAACAACCCCUCCAAGCCUCCAUCAUCUCCCCCGAGAAGCUCGAAUACGCCCAGGGCGUCAUCUCCAAGGACAAGGCCAUCAAACCCUUCUGGGUCAACAAGUACAAAAACGAGGCCGCCAAGAACUGGGACCGCUUCUACAAACGCAACGAGACCCGCUUCUACAAGGACCGUCACUGGAUCGAGCGCGAGUUCUCCAUCUUUGGUGAAAAGACGACCGCCGACGGCGAUAACGAGAGGACCAUCAAUUGUCUGGAGAUUGGUUGUGGUGUCGGGAACUUUAUCUUCCCAGUCCUGGAUCUCAACCAACGGUUGUUCAUGUACGCCUGCGAUUUCGCACCCCAUGCCAUCGAACUCGUCAAACAGCACGAGGACUAUCCCCAGGGCCGCUGCUCAGCAUUCGUCUGCGAUUUGACAAAGGACUCUCUGACGGACACCAUCCCCGCAGGAUCCCUCGACAUUGUCUCCUCGAUCUUUGUCCUCUCCGCCAUUCCCGCAGAGAAACUGGAAGCCGCCGUCCGGAAUAUCAAGGAGGUCAUCAAGCCCGGCGGGAUGAUCUGUUUCCGAGACUAUGCAGUCUACGAUGCGGCACAGGUCAAGUUCAGUUCCAACCCGGGUCAUAUGCUGGAUACCAAUUUGUAUGUCCGUCAGGAUGGAACCAUGUCGCAUUUCUUUUCGGUCGAACAAAUGACAGAGUUGUUUGAGAGGGAGGGGUUCAGGGUCGAGGAGUGUGGCUAUGUCCAUCGCGAGACUAUUAACAGGGCCAUGGAUUUGAGUCUUGACCGAAGGUUCCUCCAGGCAAAGUUCGUCAAGCUCUAG